AUGAUCCUGAGAAGCGCAACGCGCGACAUCCAGUUGAUCAGCCUGUGGCUGAGUGAGUGCCAGCAGGGCCAUGCCAUGUGCCAACAGCUUAUAACCCCUGUUCUUCCUAAGCGAGUUCUUGAUGUCGGCAGUGCCAACAACGAUCCUCAUCUGGUGAUUUCGUCAGAAGCUACGGGUCGAUAUCUCUGUCUAAGUCACCGAUGGGGCUCCGACCAGGAGCAAUUAUGCACUACAAAGGAGUCUUUACCUCACUUUUGCGAGACAAUUCCAUUUGGUAGCUUUCCCCUUCUGUUUCAACAGGCCAUCGAGGUUACGCGAGCGCUCGACGUCCAAUAUCUCUGGAUCGAUUCACUCUGUAUCCUCCAGGACGACGUCGAGGACUGGGAACGAGAGUCAGCCCUGAUGGGGGAUAUUUACUCGAACGCAUAUGCCACCCUGUUUGCCGAGAGAGCUACCAAUAGCAACGAUAGCCUCUUCCAGACUGAUGACGACCGAGGCAACCGUUCGCAUUUCGUUCAGGAUGUCGAACACAAAGAUCCGGCCACAGGACAGACACAUUCGAUUCUGGUUGCGUCCAAGCUGGCGACAUAUCCCAGUUCUCUCGAGGAAGCUUUCUGCCUGGUCGACCAGUCGGAAUCCCACCUCGAAGACCGAGGCUGGGUGCUUCAGGAAGAAGUGCUGUCUCGCCGCAAGAUCUGCUUCUCCCACACCGAGCUGCACUGGCAGUGCAACGUGCUCUCGCAGUGCGAAUGCGGCAUGCGGUCCGUCAUGGCGUCCAACACCGUCAGCUGCGAGCACGACUUUGUCAGCCGGCUGCUGCUCUUCCACAGGAGCGACGGCACCGUGACCAAGGGGCUCAGCAAGAGCCUGAGCUCGGCGCGGAGGCGAACCAUGGACGUGAACAGGGCGUGGCAGCAGCUCGUGCGGGCGUACUGCCUGCGAAACCUGACGACGGAGCAGGACCGGCUGUCCGCGCUUGCGGGCGUGGCUUCGAGGCUGGGCAGGUCAAAGAAGAACAUUGAAGCUGAGUGGAAGGACGGCUUGUACCGCUACCAGCUGACAGCACCAGGGGAGGCCGAUUGUAUCACGAUGCGUAUUGAUGCUGACGACAACGGGCCAAUCACAGAAGGUCUCAGACGCGAAAGCAUGGUCAUCACGGAUACAGCAGAAGAUUGGAACGAUAUACGAGCGUCCCUGGGCAUUGAGCAGAGGAAGUACUUGUAUCUCAUUGCAGGAUUGCGCAGCCAAGUCAACGACCUGACUCACCUGGGCGUUACCUUGACGGAAGGACUCCUGCUAAGAGAGUCCAGGAGGCAACCUGAGUUCUGGGAACGGGUUUGUCUAAUGAAGCCGGAUGGAUGGUGGCGAGAAUGGGAGAAGCUGACAAUGAGCAGAACGCUUGUACUCAUCUAG
Molecule: messenger RNA, 1413 nt
Organism: Phaeoacremonium minimum UCRPA7
Lineage: Eukaryota; Fungi; Ascomycota; Sordariomycetes; Togniniales; Togniniaceae
Product: putative het domain-containing protein
Exons: 3
Coding region: 1-1413 (470 amino acids)
Source: RefSeq, a predicted model, not a curated record